AUGGCACGCACAAAAGGAAGAAUUGAAAGAACUACAAGCCAAAAAUCAGCUACAAAAGCAGUGAAGAAUGUCAAUGUGGCUUUCAAAGCAGCAAAGAAAAUGUUAAGCAAAGACUCAACAAACAAAAAGAAAAGAGCACAUCCGGGUGCUGUUGCGUUGACUGAAAUCAAAGUCUUACAACGAUCAACAGAACUCUUACUCAGAAGGGCUCCAUUCCAACAUUUGGUCAGAGACAUCGCUACAGCUAGUAAGACUGAUCUGAGAUUCCAAAGCGCUGCUUUGGCUUGUUUACAAGAAGCUGCUGAGGCUUAUUUAGUGGGUCUUUUCGAAGACACAAAUUUGUGCGCCAUUCACGCCAAAAGAGUUACCAUCAUGCCAAAGGACAUGCAAUUAGCAAGAAGAAUCAGAGGCGAGAGAACUUAA
Entamoeba invadens IP1 is the source of this 423-nucleotide messenger RNA. RefSeq names its product histone H3, putative. Gene Ontology annotation, cellular component: nucleosome. The transcript has a single exon. Bases 1 to 423 code for a protein of 140 amino acids. Lineage: Eukaryota; Evosea; Mastigamoebida; Endamoebidae. The record is from RefSeq and is a predicted model, not a curated record. Gene Ontology annotation, molecular function: structural constituent of chromatin; protein heterodimerization activity; DNA binding.